AUGUUGAACUGGAUCCGAAAACUUAAAAAGAAAGAGGUCAUCAAUAAAGAAGAUCAUGAUGUACUUGAAAAAUGUCAUCAACGCUAUUUAAAAAAAGAAUAUCAUUCAGAAGCAUUGCAUUUAUUUGCUAAAAAUGCUCAGAUCGAUGCGCAUAAUGAGGAAUUGAUUGAAAAAAUAUGUACCGAUAUUCGAACAUUUUAUGAAGUUCGUGGCAAUGAUAAAGAAAUAAGACCGAACGAAUCUAAAAAUACAAGAAAAAUAAAUAAGCCACUACCACUUGCUAAAAUGCUCGAGUAA
Rotaria sp. Silwood2 is the source of this 297-nucleotide messenger RNA. Lineage: Eukaryota; Metazoa; Rotifera; Eurotatoria; Philodinida; Philodinidae. The record is from the annotation of a GenBank genome assembly.